CCACUGGGAGACGCGAAGAAGUGGGGUUUCAAUCGUGGGGGGCAUUUCUUUUUUUGCUCCCGACCAGCUCAGGCAGAGGAGCGGAUGAAGUUCCUUGGGCUGCCUGCUCCGGAGGGAGGCUGCCUCUUCGUGGCCGAGACGACCCGGGACCCCUUCGCGGGACACCGAGGAUCCGAGGACGGGGGUCUCUCCCUAUCGCCUCCUCCAUCACCCCUGCCCUGGGCCGCCAUCCUCCUCCUCUUCUUCCAACACCACCCAAGCUGGAUUCUGAUGGAAUUAAAAAGAUGUUCGUGUCCAGCCUCCUGGAUUUCCAGAAGACCAGAUACGCCAGGUUUAUGAACCACAGAGUGCCGCCCAACCGGAGAUACCAGCCCACAGAAUAUGAACAUGCAGCCAAUUGCGCAACACAUGCUUUCUGGAUCAUUCCCAGCAUCCUGGGCAGCUCCAUCCUCCACGUCCUUUCGGACAACCCCUGGGAGACCAUCUCCGCCUGGAUCUACGGCUUUGGGCUGUCUGGGUUGUUCAUCGUCUCCACCAUCUUCCACACCAUCUCCUGGAAGAAGAGCCACUUGAGGACUGUGGAGCAUUGCCUGCACAUGUUUGACAGAAUGGUCAUCUACUUCUUCAUAGCUGCCUCCUACGCCCCUUGGCUGAAUCUGCGGGAGUUGGGACCCUGGGCUUCCCACAUGCGCUGGAUCAUUUGGAUCAUGGCCUCCGUCGGGACCAUCUAUGUUUUCUUUUUCCAUGAACGGUACAAGUUGGUGGAGCUGGUGUGCUACGUCAUCAUGGGGUUCCUCCCUGCAGUUGUCAUUCUCUCCAUGCCCAACACAGACGGCCUUUCGGAGCUGGUGACUGGUGGGUUUUUCUACUGCUUGGGCACUGUCUUCUUCAAGAGCGACGGGCGCAUCCCCUUCGCCCACGCCAUCUGGCACCUUUUCGUGGCGCUCGGAGCUGGCACCCACUAUUACGCCAUCUGGAGGUACCUCUAUCGGCCGGGCGAUGUCGAGGCAGAAUCCUCCAGGUAGACAGGUGCCUUAAGAAGAAGGAUUUGGAGGCGCCAGGGAUUUUGGGGGAGCCUUCCAACAGAUUCUCGUCCUUCGGUUCGCCCUUGGGAGGCAUGGACCCUGUGCUGGUUCCUCCUUCUCCUGAUGGGAAGUGGUGGUCCUUAGUAUUAUUUCCUUGGCCAAACUUGCCCAAGCCCCAAGGGUUGGUUUUUUUCUAUUCUUAUUUUUAUAAAUCAGUGUUUUUAGGCAAGGGUUUUGUAAUGAAGCGAACAAUUCAUGGAUAUUCUUGAAAAGGCAAGAGGGGAGGGAGAUAAACAGACCUCUGUCUGGAGGAACUUGGAAGUGGUCCUAAGUGUUCGUUGACACAAACUAGUAUCAUGGUAACCGAAUAGGAAGCUGGCAGGAGAUUUACAUUAAUACCAGUCAGAAGAGGGCCCAUCAUAAUUGACUGGUUGUAUUCUCAUUUCCUACAAACACACAAAAAAAAUCUGCCCCUCCCUCGCUGGCUGCAAUUGGCUUAGCUGCUGUGAUGUCACAGCACAGACAAUCAAGGGCCAGGCGGUCAAAUGCUUAGGCUAGUUUUUUUGGAAGCCACAGGAUCUGAAUCCUCCAACUUUUGUCUGGACGUUGUGGACUUUGAAAUGACAUCUUCAGCUGAGCCGUUUCCGCAUCUUUCGAUGGAAACAGGAGUGUUUCCAUUGGCGACUUCUGAAUGUGACGAGUGACCACAGGAAAAGAUGCGAACGGGCUAAGAAUCUGUUGCCCGUCAGUUGCAGGAUACAGUCAUAAAUACAUUGCCUGUUGGUCCCCGCAGUGUCCUAAAAUGCUAAACCUGCUUCUAAUAGGCAGGGGAUGGAAUGAUAUGCCCUUUUGGAUUGCAUGAACUCAGACGACAGGACCAUCUGAAAAAGCCAUCUGUACAUAGAAAAUGAGUUUGUCAGGAGGAAAAGUGCUGUGCCUGGCUUUCUCCUUGACGGACUUUGUUUCUAUGUGCAGGGAGAUGGAGGAACAUUCCAUCACUGGAAGCAGCACAGCCCUGACCUGCUUCCCACCACUAUGAAAACUAAGCCUUAGUUUUAACGUUUUACAAAAAUGAAAAAGUCAUCAUCAUUCUAUAUAGCCUUUGUGCAGAGGGUUCCUGGCUCAGUUCCCUGUUUCAACCUCCAGUUAGAAAAAGGAUGCCAGCUGAUGGGAAAGACAGCCAGACUGGGCAAUACUGGGGUAGAUGAACUGAGAGUCCAAUGAGAUAGAAAGAAGCUUGGGGUAGCAGGAGCAAUUUCUACAAAAGGCUGUCUGGGAUAGAAGCAGAACUUCCCGGGACUUUAAUCCUGCAAGGAUUGAAACUGAGAAACUGAGGUUCAGGUAGGUAGCCGUGUUGGUCUGACGCAGUCGAAA
Molecule: messenger RNA, 2399 nt
Organism: Lacerta agilis (Sand lizard)
Lineage: Eukaryota; Metazoa; Chordata; Lepidosauria; Squamata; Lacertidae
Gene: MMD2
Product: monocyte to macrophage differentiation associated 2
Exons: 7
Coding region: 285-1025 (246 amino acids)
Cellular component (GO): membrane
Molecular function (GO): pore-forming activity
Source: RefSeq, a predicted model, not a curated record